Messenger RNA from Brassica rapa (field mustard), 1366 nucleotides. RefSeq names its product 6-phosphogluconolactonase 3, chloroplastic. The record is from RefSeq and is a predicted model, not a curated record. Gene Ontology annotation, biological process: pentose-phosphate shunt; carbohydrate metabolic process. Gene Ontology annotation, molecular function: 6-phosphogluconolactonase activity. Lineage: Eukaryota; Viridiplantae; Streptophyta; Magnoliopsida; Brassicales; Brassicaceae.
AUAUCCAUUACUUGAUACAUAACCAAUUCUAGAUAUAGUCUGAUGAAACAUUCGUCUUAGCUUCCGAAACCGAUUCUAGAUAUAGUUAAGCAUAUACUCGGUUUAUCAAUAUAAACCAACCGGUUCGGUCCAAGUUGGAGAACACACCUCUGAAACAUAGAUGUGUUUGGUCGGCUAUUAGUCAAAGCUGCUCACUUUCCCUAUAAAGAAGCAAAGCUCCCACCUUUUAAUGGCUUCUUCUUGUUUCCUUCGUCAGAUUCUCUUCUCUUCAUUACCCACUAAACUUCCACCUCGAUCAGAUCCUCUAUCACCAAAGAAACUGUCUUGUUCUUCUCCUUUUACUGCGUCUUUAUCGGUUUCAUCGAUCGGGAGAUUAACUAAUAGUCGGAGAAAGUUAUCAGAAGUGAAGAGCAUGUCUACAGAAAAAGGUAAAGAGGAGAAGAAGAGAGUGGAGAUCUUUGACACAGAGGAGAACUUAGCGGUUGAGUUAGCCAAAUACACAGCAGAUCUCUCCGACAAGUACUGUAAGGAGAAAGGAGCUUUCACCGUCGUUGUCUCCGGCGGUUCCUUAAUCAAAUCUCUCCGGAAGCUAGUAGAGGUUGGUUCAAUAGAUUGGUCCAGGUGGCAUUUUUUCUGGGUGGACGAGAGAGUUGUCCCUAAGCAUCAUGAAGACAGCAACUACAAACUUGCUUACGAUGCCUUCCUCUCCAAGGUUCCCAUUCCUCCUGGAAACGUAUACGCUAUCAAUGAUUCUCUCUCACCCGAGGCAGCAGCGGAGGAUUACGAGACGUGUCUCAAGCAUUUGGUUCAGACCGGUGUCAUCCGCGUGUCUGAAUCAACCGGCUUUCCGAAGUUUGAUCUCAUGCUUCUUGGUGUGGGACCUGAUGGCCAUGUGGCGUCACUGUUCCCAGGGCAUGGUCUGUGUGGUGAGGAGAAGAGAUGGGUGGGGUUUGUUACUGACUCUCCGAAGCCGCCUUCUGAGAGAAUCACCUUCACGUUUCCGGUUAUUAACUCCUCUGCGCAUGUAGCUUUGGUGGUUUGCGGUUCUGGGAAGGCUGAAGCAGUGGAGGCGGCUUUGAAGAAGACUGGGGAUGUACCUGCGGGUUGUGUUUCUGCUGAGGAGGAGCUUGUUUGGUUUCUUGAUAAACCGGCUUGUUCUAAGCUGUGAUGACCGGUGUUUUGAAAACUUUUCAGUGUGAGUGGACUAGUCCGGUUUGCUUUUUGGUUUGUUGGGACUGGUUCUCUCUGUUUGGUUUUCUGAGAGAGAGGCUGUGUUGUAAUAAUAAAAAAAGAGAAUAAGAGGGGGUUGAAUGCAAUGCAACCUAGUUAGUGGUUUCUACAACAGAACAAAAGAUAUUUUUCUAAA